GUUCCUGGAGAUCUGAUCAUUUUCCCACCGAUUCACCGUCUGAUAAAAAGAUGAUUGAUGAUCAAGACUUGGGGUUUAUAGUCAAUUCUCUUGGCAUCUUCAUCUUCGGAUUGGUAAUUGCUUAUCAUUACGUAGCUGCUGAUCCCAAAUACGAAGCCACUUGAGUGAAUGUAUCUUUAGAUUAUGUAAGGCUUUAUAGUUUAUAUCUGUUUCAAACUGAGAAGAGAAUAACAACAGUCUAUGCUUAGAAUGAAAAUGUUGUCAAGAUGUUCCUAAUCCAUUUCACAUCUUUAUUCAAGUUUUGGUUUUCAAAUUUUA
Molecule: messenger RNA, 318 nt
Organism: Brassica rapa (field mustard)
Lineage: Eukaryota; Viridiplantae; Streptophyta; Magnoliopsida; Brassicales; Brassicaceae
Product: dolichyl-diphosphooligosaccharide--protein glycosyltransferase subunit 4A
Source: RefSeq, a predicted model, not a curated record